This is a messenger RNA of Spirodela intermedia, 5409 nucleotides long. The record is from the annotation of a GenBank genome assembly. NCBI's taxonomy places the organism in Eukaryota, Viridiplantae, Streptophyta, Magnoliopsida, Alismatales, Araceae.
AUGUCAUCCUCUUCGAUCGAAAUGGGCACCACCGGGGACGACAGUGGUGGCCGGCUUCCGCCGAUGCCUAUCCUCCUGAGCUGGUUCUCUGCGCUGUGCCACUCCGUUUUCCUCCUGGUUUUAUCCUUCCGUUGGGUUCUCAAGCGACCCACGGGGGGGAUCCCUGAAGCAAGAUGUAAACCUUCGCACCACAAGAUUGCCCUCUCCGCUUGCCUUGGGAUGGCUCUUCUCCACACCCUAUUCUGCGCGCUCCAGUUCUUCUGGUAUAUCCACGUCUGGCGGCCAGACAAUGCCGCCGUCUCCUCGGACAUGGCCGCGAGGGCUGUUGCUUGGUCUGCAGCAUCUGCUUAUCUGCAGUGGGGGUUCCGCUCGUCCCGGGAGAAGGGCUUCCCGGGAUUGCUCAAGCUCUGGUGGGCAUUCUUCCUUGCUCUCUCUUGCUGCUGCCUCGUCGUCCACGUCUCCCCCGGAGGAGGACGUCGGGCUCUGGAAACCCAGAUGUGGCCAUCCGACGCUGCGUCGGUAUUCGUCGGAAUGUCGCUGAUCUACGUUGGGUUUUCUGGGAAGAGGACUGAGGAGCCUCACCCCGUGGAGGACGAUAGCUCUCUGCAACACCCCCUGCUGGACGGCACUAGGGUUACCGGGGGCCCAUCAGAUGGGGAAAGCGGUGGGGAGAGGAUCGGCGGCGCCUUCUUCGACGCGGCAAACUUCCCAAGUAAGCUCACCUUCUCUUGGGUCGGCUUCCUUCUUUCUUUAGGAAGAUCGAGGGCACUGGACCUAGACGACGUUCCAGAGCUGGGGGACAAUGAUAACGCCAACCGAGUCUUCUCCUAUUUCCGCCGCAAGCUUGAAUCACGCCGCAGGAACCAUACCGUCGAUACUCUCCAACUGUCAAAGGUGCUGAUUCUUUCGGUGUGGAAGGACAUCGCGUUGGCCGCAACCUUCGCGCUCAUAUGCACCAUAGCAGAGUACGUGGGGCCUUACUUGAUCGACGGCUUCGUUCAGUACCUCGACGGCCGGCGAGAAAUCACCGCGAGGGGAUACGCCCUGGUCUCGGUCUUCUUCCUCGCGAAGGUGGUCGAGUGCCUUUCUCAGCGGCACUGGUUCUUCCGGACUCAAGUGUUCGGCAUGAAAGCCCAGUCGGCGCUUGUCGCCAUCAUCUACAAGAAGGGGCUCUCCCUGUCGGUCUCGUCCAGGCAGGACAGCGGGGGAGAGAUAGUCAACUUCAUGAGCGUCGACGCGGAGAGGGUCGGGGAGUUCAGCUGGUACAUGAUGGAAUUGUUCCUCGUCCCCGUCCAGGUCGGGCUGGCGCUGGUCGUCCUCUACAAGAGCCUGCAGCUGGCUUCUCUGGUUGCUCUGGCGGCGACCAUCUUCGUCAUGGGAAUCAACAUCCCUUUCGCUAAACUGGAGCAAGGGUUCCAAGAGAAGAUGAUGGAGUCCAAGGACAGGCGGAUGAAGGCGACUUCUGAGGCGCUGAAGAACAUGAGAAUUCUCAAGCUGCAUGCCUGGGAGAUGUCCUUCCUGGCCAGGAUACUCGAUCUGAGAAAGGAUGAAGCGGGCUGGCUGAAGAAAUAUGUGUACACCGACGUCGUGGUGACCAUUGUCUACUGGGCUGCGCCCAUAUUCAUCGCCGUCGUCACGUUCUUGGCCUGCAUACUCAUGGGGAUACCCCUGGAAUCAGGGAAGGUGCUGUCCACAAUCGCCACUUUUGGGAUCUUGAAAGAUCCCAUUUAUAACCUCCCCGAGACUAUUUCUCUACUCUCUCAGACCAAGAUCUCCCUCGACAGAAUCUCAGGCUACCUUUCUCUCGAGGAGCUGCAGCCUGACAAUGUGGAGGAGAUUCCAAAGCAGAACACCCAGCUGGCUGUUGAGAUCAUCCAUGGAGCUUUCUCUUGGGAUCCUGCUUCUGAGAAGCCCACCCUGGAGGAUCUAAACGUGCAAAUUUCCCAUGGAACGAAGGUCGCUGUCUGUGGAACCGUUGGGUGUGGCAAGUCUAGCCUGAUCUCUGCCAUCUUGGGUGAAAUCCCUAAAGUUUCUGGGGUAAUUAAGGUGAGUGGCUCCAGGGCAUACGUUGCUCAGUCUCCGUGGAUACAGAGCGGCACCAUAGAAGGGAACAUACUCUUCGGGAACAAGAUGGACAGAGAGAAUUACGAGCGUGUCCUUGAUGCAUGCUCUCUGAAGAAAGACUUGGAGGCCCUUCCAUUCGGCGACCAGACAAUUAUCGGGGAGCGGGGUAUCAAUUUGAGCGGCGGGCAGAAGCAGAGGGUGCAGAUUGCCCGAGCAUUGUAUCAGGAUGCCGACAUGUAUCUCUUGGAUGAUCCUUUUAGUGCGGUUGAUUCACACACAGGGACCCAUCUCUUCAAGGUGAUCCUUUUCUCUUCUCGGUUUUUCAUACCAUGAAGCUUUUUUUUUUUUUUUGGUCUCUUCAAACCAUGUCAAAUUCUACGGCAUCUACAAGAUAGCGGAGAUUUAUGGUACAAACAAAGAUAUAUCGCAAGAUGAAGCAUUUUUCAUGGUAGCCUCCUUAACAUUGCAGGAGUGCUUGAUGGGGCUUCUGGGCACGAAGACAGUCAUCUUUGUCACACACCAAAUGGAGUUUCUUUCAGCGGCUGAUCUCAUCCUGGUUAGUUUGCUUUUCGACCUUUCCACCCCGAUCUCGUUUUCCUGUCAUUCACACCAGGUGAGAGAUACUUGUUCUGUCUGAUAGGUGAUGAGAGAAGGAGGGAUUACUCAGGCUGGGAGGUACACGGAUGUUUUUGUCUCUGGAACUGACUUCAUGGAGCUGGUCGAGGCUCACACACAGUCACUGUCGGCCCUUCCUUCUGUGAAGGCCCCUUUGCCAGGCUCUGCCGAAACCAGCAAUGGAAGCUCAGGUGACACCGCGGAGGACAGCUUGGAUUUCAGGCUUACGAGCAAAUCAAAGCCACAGAGGGAGAAUUCAGGGAAACAGGAGCAAGGGCAGAGGCAGCCGUUUAUUCAGGAGGAAGAGCGGGAGAGAGGAGGAGUUGGUCUUUCAGUCUAUUGGAAAUACAUCACGGCAUUGCACAGAGGAGCCCUUGUGCCGCUAAUACUGCUGUGCCAGGCUCUCUUCCAGGUCUUUCAGAUCGGUAGCAACUACUGGAUGACUACGGCAGCUCCUGUGACGAAGGAUGCGAGGCAUCCAGUGAAAGCCUCCGUCCUUAUACUCGUCUACGUCCUCUUGUCUCUUGGAAGCUCGGCCUUUGUUUCCAUGAGAGCCCUCCUCCUCGGUGUGGCUGGAUACAAGACGUCGACUCUGAUAUUCAACGAGAUGCAUGGGUCAAUCUUCCGGGCCCCCAUGGCCUUCUUUGAUGCCACUCCCAGCAGUCGCAUCCUCAACCGGGUAAUCCGAACUCCUGCUUUAUAGACCUGAUUCUGUGAACGCGCCAUGGAAUUGAUUCAGCCCCGGUGCUUCCAACCCCAGGCAUCGGUUGACCAGAGCUCUGUGGACCUGUCGGUUCCUGCCCACAUGGGGAUGUCUGCCUUCGCAGCAAUCCAACUGCUGGGGAUAGUAGCUGUCAUGUCUCAGGUUGCCUGGCAGGUUUUCAUCGUAUUCAUCCCGGUGGCCGCCGUGUGUGUUUGGUAUCAGGUAAUGUCUUCUUUCCUGCAGGCCAUUCUUAUUGGACGAGACUAUUCUACGCCAUGAAUACGCUCUCCCUGAACGAGUUUCAACCCUGUUCUCGUGCCCAUGAUGGAUCUAAUCAUGCUUCCAGCAAUACUACAUAGCCGCUGCCAGAGAUCUGACCAGACUGGUGGGUGUCCUGAAUGCGCCGAUCAUACAGCACUUUGGGGAAUCAGUGUCAGGCUCGACGACCAUCAGGUGCCAUGGGCAGGCGUCGAGAUUCAUGAGUAGAAACCUCCAGCUGAUAAAUGCCUAUCUGCGACCCAAAUUCUACAAUGCCGGCGCAAUGGAGUGGUUGUGCUUUCGCCUGGACAUGCUGUCAUCCGUGACCUUUGCAUCUUCUCUGAUUUUCUUGAUAUCCAUGCCAGUGGGAGUCAUUGACCCCGGUGACGACAGUGAUUUUUGUUCAUUUUCUUCUAGUUUUCUGCAUGCCUCCAUCUCACCUCAUCUUUUUCUGAAGGCAUUGGGGGCCUGGCGGUGACUUACGGGCUUAAUCUCAACACGCUGCUCGCGUGGGCCGUCUGGAAUGUCUGCAAUCUUGAGAACAAGAUCAUAUCUGUGGAGAGAAUACUCCAGUACUCGUGCACCCCGAGUGAGGCCCCUCUUGUGAUCGAGAAGAGCCGGCCAGGGCCGCAUUGGCCGGACCACGGAGAAGUUCGGGUCUGCGACUUGCAGGUAGAUCCGUUGGCAGUCCUUCGCUACCCAAAAGGUCAGGUGGCGCAUUUGUCUUGUUCAUGGCCUGGUUGAUUUGGUGCGUGCAGCUGCGCUACGCUCCUCAUUUGCCGCUCGUCUUGAGGGGCGUCUCCUGCACUUUUCCGGGGGGAUCAAAGACUGGAGUCGUCGGAAGGACUGGGAGUGGCAAGUCAACCCUCAUACAGGCCCUGUUCCGCAUGGUUGACCCAGCCGGCGGUAGAAUCUUAAUCGACGGUGUGGACAUUUGCACAAUAGGGUUGCACGACCUGCGAUCCCGGCUGAGCAUAAUCCCUCAAGAUCCCGCCAUGUUCGAAGGCACUCUGCGGACUAACAUCGACCCGCUCGGGCAGUAUUCUGAUGUCCAGAUCUGGGAGGUACGCUCCAUCGUCGCCGAUUUGUCCGAUUUGUGCCUCCAAUGGCGCCCACUGAAGCCGCAUGUUGAUUCUGAAGGCUGUGGACAAGUGCCAGCUCGGAGAAGAGGUCAGGAGGAGCGAGGAGAGGCUCGACACUCCCGGUCUGGUCUCUCUGCUGCCGUUCGCAUUCCCAUUCCAUUAUUGUGAUCCAAGUUCUUAAGACAUGCCGAGCCAUGCAUUCUUCUUCUAGUUCUUUCAGACGGACUCAUCCUCUGCUUUUCUCAGUGGCUGAGAACGGCGAGAAUUGGAGCGUGGGUCAGCGGCAGCUAGUGUGUUUGGGCAGGGUUCUACUGAGGAGGAGCAAGAUCCUUGUUCUCGAUGAAGCCACAGCCUCUGUAGACACUGCAACCGACGCGUUGAUCCAGAGGACCCUGAGGCAGCAUUUCUCGGAAUCGACCGUCAUCACCAUCGCCCACCGCGUGGGCUCCAUCUUGGACAGCGACCUGGUCCUCCUCCUCGACAGCGGUAGGUCGCCUACCUUGCUCCAAAUCACAAUCAUUCUAAGAACCCAUCUCCCGAAACCCUCUGAAAGUUUCCUCGUUUUCUGUUGUUCUUGGAGCACCGUCAGGGCUCAUCGUUGAGUUUGACUCACCGAGCAAGCUGCUAGAAGACAGAUCGUCUUCCUUUGCGAAGCUCGUCGAAGAGUACACUGCGAGGAUGGCCUGA